GGCACGAGUCGAUUAUUCUUCGUGACUCCCUCCAUUGCGAUAAAAAGUUAACAUCCUCCAAGUCCAGCUUCGCGAGAACGAAUCACCGCCACUAUAAUUACACGUACCUCGUCCCACGACCUUCGAUAGCACCUAGCAACUGUAUAGGCCUCGACCACGAAUGGCCGCAUAACAACGCGGCCUCGAUCCGGGCGCUUCCCCCCCAAAGACUACCGUUCGGUUUCUAAUGCGCACGCAUCGAUUGAACGAGGCCAACACACCAUAUAUUUAGUUCAAGAUGGCAGUCGAAUCCGGUGCCGGCCCCUUGAAGGAGCAGCUGGUAGACCAGCUACCGAAGCGCUUCAGGGGGCUGAAGUUUGGUAUACAGUCAAAUCAAGACAUUGUAAACCAGGCCGUGUUGGAGGUUUCGGAUCGCAUGCUGUACGAUAUCGAGCACAACAGAGCCCCAUUCCGACAUGGUCCUCUAGACCCCCGAUUGGGUACUUCGAGUAAAAUUGGCAAAUGUAGCACCUGUUUGCAACCACUACAGACCUGUACCGGCCACUUCGGUCACGUCCGCCUACCUCUCCCGGCUUUCCACAUCGGGUACUUGCGAUAUGUGGCUGUCACUCUGCAGAACAUCUGCAAGGACUGCGGGAGGGUCUUGCUGCUUGAGGCUGAACGAAGGCAAUACUUAAAGGAGCUGAGGCGACCCGGAAUAGACAAUCUACGGCGGACACAGAUUGUGAAGAAGAUCAACGAACAAUGCAAAAAGGUCAGGGCAUGUCCGUACUGUGCGUCGGUCAACGGAACCAUUCGGAAGCAAGGUGUCCUCAAGCUUGUCCAUGACAAGUUCUCGGCAUUUAACAGGUCAACAGCCCUGAAGAAGUCCGCGCCAGACAGCAAGGUCAAGUUUGACGCGUCGUUCGCCGAGGCAAAGAAAUACAACCCAGAGGUCGAGAAGCAUGUUCGGAAGGCAAUGGAGGAUCUCAACCCCUUGAGAGUCCUCAAUCUUUUCAAGAAAAUCAGCCCCACGGACUGUGAGCUGCUGGGGCUAGAUCCCUCGGAGGGCAGACCCGAGAUGUUUAUAUGGCAGUAUUUGCCCGCUCCGCCGAUCUGUAUUCGUCCUUCGGUCGCGCAGGACAGCUCUAGCACGGAAGACGAUCUCACCACGAAACUGGCUGACAUCGUCUACAUCAGCGGGCUUAUCCGUGCGGCCCUGCAAAAAGGAGUUGCUAUCGGGACUAUCAUGGAGCAGUGGGAGUACCUCCAGCUGCAGAUCGCCAUGUACGUCAACAGCGAAGUGCCGGGCUUGUCUCAACCCGGGUUUGGCAAGACGGUGCGUGGCUUUUGCCAGCGUCUAAAGGGAAAGCAAGGCAGGUUCCGAGGCAACCUGUCCGGCAAGCGUGUGGACUUCUCAGGCCGGACUGUCAUCUCGCCCGACCCGAACCUCGGAGUUGACGAAGUUGCGGUGCCCCAACUGGUGGCCAAGAACCUGACCUACCCUGAGCGAGCACAGCGCCAGAACAUGGACAAGCUGCGGAAGUGCAUCCUCAACGGCCCUGAUGUGUGGCCUGGUGCGCAACAAAUCAUCAAGGAUACAGACGGCGGUUAUAAGAUUAACCUGAAGUUUGGAAACCGCGAGCAAGCUGCCAACGACCUCAAAUUCGGCGACGUUGUAGAACGCCAUCUCGAGGACGGAGAUAUUGUGCUCUUCAACCGUCAGCCAUCCCUGCAUAAGCUCAGUAUCAUGAGCCAUCUUGUCAAAGUUCGGCCAUGGAGGACCUUCCGGCUCAACGAGUGCGUGUGCGGGCCGUACAACGCCGAUUUUGACGGAGACGAGAUGAACCUGCACGUCCCGCAGACGGAAGAGGCGCGUGCGGAAGCCAUCAACCUGAUGGGAAUCAAGCACAACCUGGCCACCCCGAAGAACGGAGAGCCCAUCAUCGCCGCCACCCAAGACUUCAUCACCGCCGCCUACUUACUCAGCAGCAAGGACAGGUUCUUCGAUCGCAAGACCUUUUCAUACCUCUGCAUGCACAUGCUCGGCGGCGAAGCCCACCUGGAUCUUCCCCCGCCAGCGAUCCUCAAGCCUCACGCGCUCUGGACUGGAAAGCAGGUCUUUAGCGUCCUCAUGCGCCCCAACAAGCAGUCGCCGGUGCUGGUGAACCUCGAUGCAAAAUGCAGAGAGUACAAGGCCAGGCCGGGACAGUGCCCCGACAUGGAUCCGAAUGAUGGAUGGCUCGUCAUUCGCAACUCGGAGGUCAUGUGUGGCCGGAUGGACAAAUCAACGGUAGGAUCGGGCAAGAAGGACUCGGUCUUCUACGUCAUCCUCCGAGAUUUCGGCCCCGACUAUGCCGUGGGUGCCAUGAAUCGCCUUGCCAGACUCUGCGCCCGACAACUGACUCUGCGCGGGUUCUCCAUCGGCGUCGGGGAUGUCUUCCCCACGCAGGCGCUGAAUGAGAAGAAGUACAAUCUUGUCACAGUGGCCUACAAGCAGUGCGACGAGCUCAUCGAGACCUUCAAGGCAGGGAAGCUGGAGAAGGCGGCCGGCUGCAACAUGGAGCAGACCUUGGAAAACGCGAUAUCCGGCAUUCUCAGCAAGGUCCGGCAGCAAGCCGGAACCUACUGUGUUGAUACCCUGAGCAAGAACAACGCGCCGCUCAUCAUGGCCAAGUCCGGUUCCAAGGGUUCCGACAUCAACGUAGCCCAGAUGGUUGCUUGUGUCGGUCAACAGAUUAUUGGUGGCCAGCGUGUCCCGGAUGGUUUCCAGGACCGAAGUUUGCCUCACUUCCACAAGAACGCCCGCCAGCCCCCUUCGAAGGGAUUCGUCCGUAAUAGUUUCUACACGGGCCUGGUGCCGACCGAGUUCCUCUUCCACGCCAUCUCGGGUAGAGAAGGUCUCGUCGAUACUGCCGUCAAGACGGCCGAAACGGGUUAUAUGUCGCGACGUCUCAUGAAAUCACUCGAAGACCUUUCGACGCAAUAUGACGAUACAGUUCGCACCUCGGGGGGCGGCAUUGUGCAGUUCCAGUUCGGUGCGGACAAGCUGGACCCAGUCGACAUGGAAGGGACAGCCGUCCCUGUGCACUUCGACCGAACCUGGACGCAUGCGGAGAACCUCACUUGGAACCACGCAGACCGAGGGUUGUUGCCUCGGGAGAUCAUGGAUCUGUGUAGUGACAUGCUCGACAAGGAGAGAUGCCGAUUCGUGAGGAGGAAGCUAGGCACUAACGAGGAACUCGAAUACUAUGACCAGAGCGACAUGUCGAUCGACGAGCACGAGAGUGCGAGAAACUUCCUCGAGACCAUCCAGAACUAUGUAGCCGCUCGAGCCGCGAAGCUUUCCAAUGCACGGAAGACGGCUGGCCUACCGGCCUUCGACUCGAAGGAGGACAUGAAGAUGGAAGUUGACAGUAGCGCCUUUGACAAGGUCCAGGAGGACCACGUGGACCGAGUGGCCAAGGUUUCCGUCCCAACGCUCACACGAUUCAUUCAGAUGUGCCUCUCGAAAUACAAGAAGGCCCACGUCGAACCCGGGCACGCUGUCGGUGCGGUUGGUGCUCAUUCCAUUGGCGAGCCAGGGACACAGAUGACACUUAAGACGUUCCAUUUCGCCGGUGUCGCCGGCAUGAGUAUCACGCAGGGUGUGCCGCGUAUCAAGGAGAUUAUCAAUGCUUCCAAGAACAUCAGCACACCCGUCAUCAGCUGUCCUCUCGAGAACAACAAGCAGAUAGAAGCUGCCAGGGUUGUGAAGGGCAGGAUCGAGAAGACGUACAUCUCCGAUGUCUUGCAGUUCAUCGAGGACGAGUGGCACGCGAACGCCGCCAACAUCGUCCUCCAGGUCGACAUGAGCGCCCUCUCGGACAUGCACCUCGGAGUCACGAUGCAGGAUAUCGCCGAUGCCAUCAUGGCGGCGAAGAAGCUGAAGUUGAAGGUCGAGAGCACCGACCUCAGAGUCGGACACCACCGGAUCGAGGUAGUCGUGAGGAACGACUGGCACGACGCCACGAUGGCGAAGAAGGCCGCCAGGGUGCGCGCCGCCGCCGCGGAGAGGGGCCACACUAUCACCGGCGGCAUGGACGAGGCCGCGGACCUGCUCCUACGCGUCAACUACCUGAAGCGCAUGCUGCCCACGGUGCCCAUCUCGGGCUACCAGGACGCGACGCGGGCCAUCAUCCAGACCAGCGAGCAGGGGGAGCACAUGGUGGUGGUGGAGGGCUACGGGCUGCGGGCUUGCAUGACGACGGAGGGGGUGAUCGGCACCAAGUGUCGGUCCAACUCGAUCAUGGAGUGCCGCGACGUGCUGGGCAUCGAGGCGGCGCGCACGACCAUCGCGCACGAGAUCUCCGAGGUGAUGGGCGACAUGGGCAUCGACCCGCGGCACAUGCAGCUGCUGGCCGACGUGAUGACGUACAAGGGCGAGAUCCUGGGCAUCACGCGGUUCGGCCUGUCCAAGAUGCGCGACAGCGUGCUGCAGCUGGCCAGCUUCGAGAAGACGGCCGACCACCUGUUCGACGCGGCCGCCGGCAUGAAGACGGACCUCAUCGAGGGCGUCAGCGAGUGCAUCAUCAUGGGGCAGACCAUGAGCAUCGGCACGGGCGCCUUCCAGGUCGUGCGCCGCCUCGGCAUCACGCCCUCGCAGAUGAAGGCCAAGCCGACGGCGUUCGAGGACGGGUGGAAGAAGGCCGAGGAGGGGAGGAGGAAGAGGAAGGCCGAGGACCUCAGGGCGAGGCUCAACGGCGUCAAUGGCGGCGCUGGGUUUCAUUCGCACCAGAUGGUUGCCGCGGCAUGCUGAAGAAAGUUCCGUGGCUGAAGGUCGUUCGACGGGGUUUCUUGUCACGGUUUCGCAAACCAACUUGCCCUUCCACCAUGUUAUUUCGUGUCUUGGCUUGCUGGUUGACCUGUCGUCCCUGUAUCCCGUCUGCUAUCCCAGAUACACGUUGUACUCUCCCAGUUACGGUGCGUCGGGCGUCUGGAUGAUACCAAAAGGUAGCUGUAAAAUAAUCAUGUCACUAUUUUCCCUGCACGAGUUAGGUUGUGUAUGAAAAGUGAUAAUAUUUUGACCCCUGAACGCGUCCUGUUUGUUUUCAGCCGCCGUGCCGCGUCUUGAGGUAACUCCAAGCACAUGGCAGGACCAAGCUGGUACCAGAGCGCGUGUCUUCCUCCGCCCGUUUCUAUGUCGACCUCGGUG
Molecule: messenger RNA, 5173 nt
Organism: Phialemonium atrogriseum
Lineage: Eukaryota; Fungi; Ascomycota; Sordariomycetes; Cephalothecales; Cephalothecaceae
Product: DNA-directed RNA polymerase III subunit RPC1
Exons: 3
Coding region: 278-4777 (1499 amino acids)
Biological process (GO): DNA-templated transcription
Cellular component (GO): RNA polymerase III complex
Molecular function (GO): DNA binding
Source: RefSeq, a predicted model, not a curated record